Pocillopora meandrina is the source of this 16480-nucleotide messenger RNA. NCBI's taxonomy places the organism in Eukaryota, Metazoa, Cnidaria, Anthozoa, Scleractinia, Pocilloporidae. The record is from the annotation of a GenBank genome assembly.
AACCUUGCAGACAAAAAAUCCCGCAAACGGCAGGAAAUUAUAUUUCUCCGAGAUGACCUAACACACAAGAGGAACCGGGAAGAAGAUAUUAUGGCAAACAUAGAAAAACAUGGAAAAAGUUUGACCGCCGAGGGCAAUGUCUUCAAAGGAAGUCCAACUACAUAUAAUUAUGACGAUUCCUCAGUUUAUCAAGGACCUGUGCUGAAGGGGCAAUCUGUUAAGAAAUACAAUGGACCACCUGAAAUCCAAGAGAAUCAGAAGAAAAGCGAUGCUUACGAGGUUGUGUCCGAAAAUGGUGAUAGUAAAAACACUAACUCAGUCAGCGACGAAGGAGAUCAGGAAGAAAAAGUGGUGAAAGUGGGACAUCCCAAUGUCAGAGCACAUGGUAAUGACAGACAUUUAUCCAAUUUCAGAGGACAUCACAGAUCCGGACUUCACAUUGUUUCUCUAGAUGAUAACGAUGAAACUAAUGAUAAAGGUUAUGACGAAAAGAUAUUGCGAGAUAAAGAUUUGAGACUUUACGGUUCUAUUGGAUCGCCUUCUGUAGAGCAUGAAUCGCGCAGAAUGCAUCAUUCGAUUUAUCAUGAUGAUUUUCUUCCUCCAAGUGUUGUGUCGUUCUCCCAAGAUGAUUUCUCUGGCCCCCUGUUUAGAGGUGCUGGUCACUCCAUCGACGAAUUUUUCCCAAAUUUUAAAAGACGAGAUUCUUUAUUGUUUUCUCGACCUUCUCAAUUACGGAAAUCGGAGGAGAUAAUGCAGCAACAGUUUCUACCCGUGAACCCGAAAUCGGUAUCAUUUGGUGAACAACCGAAUAUGGUUUUGCUGCCAAUGUAUAGUGGUUAUACAGGUACAAGUCCCACGGUUAUUCCCUUCACCACUCAGGAAACAUUUCCCUCUUCUAUGUCUCAGCUAGGAUCUGCUCCCAUCGAAUAUUCGCCUUCAACGCCAACGGCAAAUUUUCGUAACGUUUUGGAGCCGGCCUUUCAGGUUCCUCAAGUCCAAACGCCGUCUGUCAACCCGUCGUAUAUUCUUCCAUCGGAGCCGGAAGAACAGAUUUUGUUUAACAAUCAGCAGCCCGAUGUACGAUCGCUUUACUCUCUUCAGGCUCAGCCACAAAUGCAAAUUCCCCAGACCAACUUUCCACAUUUGGACCAACCUCAACAACCAAUGAUUCCAAGUGAAAUGCAAGUGCCUUCUGCUAUUGUUUCCCCAGUUGGUCAACGAGAGAUCGGCCCAGCCCAUCGGUGGGUAGACGAAGACGGACGCCAACGCAGUGAGGUCUUGGAUCGUGACACGGAAGGACAGGACGAGAACAGGUCCCAUGAUGACAGAACCGAGGGUGAUGAGGAUGAGGAAGAUGGUGACAGACACCAAUAUAGCAGAUACUACGACAAAGGUUACGACCCCAGUCCAGACGAAGGUGAUGAUGACGGGGCUCAAGAGAAUCUUUCAGAGGAAGAUUCCGAAGACGCAGAUGAAGGUGACGAGGAGACGUCUAACUACACCACUGACAAAAUUUAUGGGUCAAAAGAUACAGGGGACGAACGUGGUCCAGAUCCUGAACCUACUGAAGAAAACAACGACGACGACGACGACGAAGACGAAGACCCAGAACCUCCCCGAGGCUUAUCGCCACAAGCAAGAAUGCGACCAUCCAAUUAUAAUCCAAUGGCUCGUUUUAUGGCGUCAAGUCGCCCUUUUCCCAAAUUUCCUCUCCCUCUUAAUACGGAAACGUCAAAUCCUAUGGCUGCUCAAGCAUUUUCAAGGUAUCAGUUGAUGUCUCCUUCCUCUGCCCUCAAGGAGAAUAUCUUACCUAAACCUGUGGAGAACCAAAAACCCUCUCCAAACGUUCUCAAAGCUAAGUCAGACCUAAAAAUCUCUCAGAUGAGCCCUGCUGAAGCUCAGUUUUAUGAAAACAAGGUAGCAAUGGAACCAAACUUUACACCAGCUAUAGCUUCAAAAGACACCAUUCCUGGAAAAUCUCGUCACUUUCGAGUUGGGCUUGGUAAAGUGCUUAUCCGACUGAACGGUAAACCUUUGGAGGACUCCUCUCAAUUGCGAAGUAAAAUAGAAAACGGAGAGAUCAUACAAGGAAAAGGAAAACUCAUCAAAUCAAAAGGUCCAGUGCAAGUUAAACUUUCUCACACAAAGGAUUCAAAGCACUUGAAGAUAAUAGACAUCAUAGCUCCAAAACAGUUUCAGGUGUAUGAUACCAAAAGUAAGAUCAGAAGACCUGUUAAUUCCAGAUAAUCUAACGGUGAUCCAAUUUCUUUGCCAAGGAAAAUCCGAUAAACGUCUCGAGAUGUAAUGAAAAAUCUUAUUUAUCACCAAAUAAUAUACAAUGUAUGUAGUAUGAAAUAUGUACACAUCGCAGCCCAGUAACAAAACCCAAAGCUGAAUCUACUAUUCAUUAUCCGUAAAGCAAUGCGAGCCAGCGCAACCUUUGUGCAACCGAUUUGAAACAGAGUAUCAACAAUUGAACGUGAAUGUGAAAAAAUGUCGUUUUUGACCAAGUCGUAUUAUUGCUUCACUUGUCAAUGUUCAUCCCUCUUCUGCAGUAUGCUCUGUUUGGUUCAAGGUGCAAUCUCUCACAAUUAAAGUUUUUCCCCCUUUUCUUAAUUAACAGUGAAACGUUAAUUUUAAACGUUAAGUGUGGUGCAGGAGUAUACCGUGCUCGAUAUUUUAAUUUCACAUCAUGUUAUGUUGUUAUGCUUUAAGCAAUUCGUGUUACGUUUGAAAGGGGUAGACAACCAGCGUAAAAGCAGUUGUAUGUAUGGUUAACUCUACGAAUUUUUGUCAUGAGAAACCAAACUUUAUUAGUUACACAAUAGCAUACCUUUGCAAACAAUUAACAAGCGUGUUAAUCCAUCGAUUAUUUUUCAAAAGUUUUCGCUUAGGCGCGUGAUUGGUUUCAAAGUAUCACAUGACUAACAAUACCCCAGCUAAUACUGGGGUUUAUGAUCCAACUGCUUAAAGUAGAGUUGGAUAACAAAGAGUACCAAUAACGCGUGAAUAGGGUACAAACAUCUUGCGAUAUUGUACUUGUACUGUACAUUAGUAUUUUAAUAAAACCUGUUUAACCGGUCGGUUGCGCGCUCACGCUUCUCUUCCUUCUUUGCUUCUCCUGCCUUAUGAGAAAUGAGCAGAUGUGAAGCAGUUGGAUAAAGAACUUUUUAGACCUUUGGUGUGUAGAAUUGCUUGGUAUUUUCACUCUUUGUUUGUAUUUUGUUUGUAUAAUAUUUGUAUUAUUAUCAUACAUCAUAAUAUGAUGUAUGAGCAUAUCAUACUUUAUAUCACCGAUUCCUCGAGCGUAUUGGAGGGCAUUUUAUAUUUUUUGGGCCCCUAUUUCAAAAGGAUACUCUGUUCUUGCUUGUGACCAGUAAUAUGAUAAUUUUUGAAGCAGGAGGUAACAUUCUUCGUCAAUGCAAACCUAAGGUACAUCAGAUUGCUUAACUACUCUGUGUUUUAGAAAAUUAAUUAUCACGUUUCAUUCACCUGCAACAAUGGUUUUACCAAUCUGUGAGCUGAUUCGUUGUUAUAUUGUUGCUGAUAUUACGAAGGCUACCAUGGACGUUUACUUUUUCAGUAAAAGAAAUAUUUCAAUCAGAGGCUACGUUGCUGACGGAAAUACGUCACGUUUCGAGAGCACAUGUAGCGUUAUCGUUGUCUAGCUUCCUCCCUUAGAACAUGCGAGAAAUAACGCUUUCUCCUGAUGAAUUCGGUCUUUAAACAUGGUACCCGGCUGCUUCUAAUGACUAUGAUGAGAUAAUUGACUUAGACAUCUUUCUUCACGGAAGCAACAUCGCACCAGACGUCUUCUCAAUCACCGGCUGCGCUUUCUGAAACCGGAGUUCUUACUUAUUAAGACAUGGUACGGUCUACGGCGAUUAUUUGGUCAUUUCCUUCAAAAUUUAUCACUUUUUUAUUUAUAUAAACUUAAUGAGUCUUAAAUAACCACCGCACCUGAGUUGGUUUUUUAAAUUUUCCCCUUUUGUCUCCGCAUAAGGUAAACUGACACCUGGAUUAGGUCACAUUUAGAGCGCAGUAUUAGCAUUAUGAAUAAUUAACAUCUAGCUGGUUUUUAACCAAUUGCAGCUUCCUUCGCUGACAAGCAAAACUUUCCUUCGUCCUCAUAAUAGAUGGCGUACUUCUUAUGAAGGUUUCCCCUCCCAGAUGGGCGGGUAAACAGUCGCGAAAUAAGGCAAAAAAUAGACAUUUGACAGACUUAAAAUCAAAGAAGAGCUACUGCCUGUGGCUGCUGUAUUAACAAAGUUAACUAUGGCCAGAUUUUUGGGUUUACUACUUGUAUCAGUUGUUCUGUGGAUGGAAAUGUCAGGUAAUGUUUUCGCUGUCGAUUCGUAUCUGUCGCGGAUUAUCUCUGUGAACGUUCUUUUAAACCUAUUUACUUUAGUAAAAGGACUUCCUCGUGAAGCGAGGACGUUUUAGAGGACAAAAUUUAGAUUAGCGCGAAAGGUUUCAGCUUUUGAAACGAUUUUCUUCUUUCAGCUCUAAUUUUAUUUUUAAGAUCCAGCGUAGAAUAACAGAGGCAGUGAAUCAUCUGAAUUUAGGGUUUCGUGCUUAUCGCUUAAAUUCACGAGAACGCCUUACAACUUUACCAUUUAGUGGUUUUUCUGAACACAACCUGUCUGAGUAAAUCCUGACUUGAUAGCAGGGUGUUUAUUGUAGCCAUAGAACGGCGGGUGGAGUUCAGUGGUCUUUGAUUGGCAAGCUGUGAUUGUCACGCGCCUCUCGAUGAUGAAUAUACACUGUUUUUAAUUAUAAGUCUGCGGCAUAACAAAGAAAGGAUGCUAAAAUCUUAUUAAAUAUAAUUUGGCAUAUCAUUGUGCUUUUCAGGUUUGUAGUAAUGCUGUUAUUUAGCUUUGGUUUGUAGCAAGGGGUGCCUACAUAUUAUUUUGCUUCGUUUAAGAUUAACGUUUAAAAUCGAUAUUCUUUGAUUUGAAUGGUAUGAAUUUUAUUGGUAUUUCUUUAAAGCAAAAACUCUGGGUUGCACUUAUAUCAGAAUUUCAGCAAUUGGCCGCAAAGUUCCCACAAACGCAGUUCAGUUUGUGGAGGGAAAGCUUUCAUGCUUGCACAGAAAAGAAAGAAAACAUUUAAGUGGUUUUCCCGGCACUUACAACCUAUUUUGAUACGCGCGGCUUUCGUGAGCCCAUCAAGCAAAUGAAAAAAGUUCAUAAAAAUCUUCAAAUAAAUCAACGUAAUCUGUCGCUAAAACCUUCCCUUUGAACACAGAUACAGUAUACUGGUGUGUGGAGAGAGCGGAGUCUUUCAGCUUUUCAACCCUGACUCAGGCAUCUGAUAUACCUUGUUUGAGAUUUUACGAUUUAACAUAACAUUAUUAAAACUUCUUUUCUUUUUAAAGCUGAUGAAGUAGAAAAUAAAGCGGACAACAUGGCCAAAGCUAUUGAACAACAAAACAAAAAAGUUGAAGAGGAAAGCGAAGCCAUGGAGAAAGCGAUUGAUAACAAAGGAAAACUUGUUGAUGCCAAGGAGGAGGAAGAUAAAUUUGAAAAAGCCAGUGAAAAGAUGGCUGCUGUGGGAGAUGCCGCCGAGAAGAAACUAGAUCAGAAAGGUAUAAAAUGCAGGAAAGUGUAAUCAAUGAACUUACUUGUUUGUGUAGAGAAAGUACUGUACAGCUUGUACAACAGUCAGCUUUUUAGGUGGUGUGCGCCAGACCAGGUAUUAGUUUUCCUUCUCUUUUAAAUGAUUGAACAAAUUGGCCAUCGAACCUGUUGUUAUCGUAGAAGAAAACUGUUUAUUAUGAUAUAUUUAAAAAGUCUCCAUCUUUUUCCUUCCUUAAUUUUGACUCUUCGUUACUACAGCUAAUUUAGUUGAAAAAAUUGCCGAUGACACAAACACAGCAAUUGAAAACCAAAGGAGGAAGGUAGAAGAGCUAGCUUCUGGAGCAGACCUCGCUGAAGAUCGUGCAAGCAAACUGGUGGAGAAAAUUGGUUAGUUGUUUGUUAAUGUGUGAGAAGCGAGAUGUGACCUUUAUGAAAUAAUAUCCUUAAAGGCCGCGUGGUUUGGCUAUUCUACCAUUUUACUCAGUCUUCUGUCUUCCUCUAUUUUACUUGGACACGACCGUCCUUGACUUCUCAGUAAACGGAAAACGAUUUGCAACAUGACAUUUAACUCACGUGAACAUAGACGAAACAACGAUUACAAUGACAGGCAUUUUACUGAAAACAACAAUCAAUCACACCAAAGCAUUUGUGACACUUGUAAUUAUUGAAACAAAUCUCCUAUUUCGAACAAAAAGAAUUAUCGGCUCAUAUUUUAAUUUUAUGAUCCGUCAAAUGCCUCAUUUGAGGCAUUUAGUCUAGGCAUGAUUAUAUCUGCAUUGCUAUUUCGGCCAGCUUACCUACUGCAUUUUGAAAUGUAUUUCUUCUUUGAAAUAUGUUUUUUGCGUGAAAUUUCGAAUAUACCAAUGAAACUGGCUUCGUAUAGUAAUACCUUCACCAGGUAGGAUUUAUGGUAAUGAGCUUUGAACUACAUUUACUCACGAGUUUCAAAAUAAUCUUCAACAAUUGUGUGAUCUACAAACCCUAAACCCCAUCAACAGCUUUUUUCGGGCUUUCAACCGUGCUACUUACAUAUCUGUCGCUCUCACCAUUUUCAUUACCGGCCGUCGGUUGUUUCCUUCAUUUUCGUUCAUUUAGAGGUUUGUUGGCAGUUUCCUUUUUGCAGACAGCUGCAUUUAAAUAGCAUUUGACGGAAAAAUUAAAUUACAACGAGUGGAAUAUAUUGCCAGAUAGUCGGGGAGUUUUUUUGUAAUAUCCUGGAGUCUAGCUGGUCUUUCCUAAGCUUUAUCUUUGGCACAGAUACCGACUAGUUUUGAAGGAGUUCGGCACACUCUUGUCAAUAAGCCCUUGAUAUUAAUUGGUCAAUUCCUUUUUCAUUUUUUUUUUUGAAAAAAUAAUCAAAUUUGAAUCAAGGCACAUGCACGUGGCUAAUCCGUUUGAUUUUAAAGUGCACUUCAAAUUCAUCGCUCACUUUUGAUCCAUGAAUGUGCUUCUCAGAAUAUAUUUUCGCUGCUCCGUUUUUGAGGAGAAUAAAAUGUUGCACUUCGUUUUCCGUCGAUGAAAAGAAAAUCGUGUUAAGCAUGUCAGUUGCAUUAUUAAGUUUAUUUUCGUGUGGACUCACAAAGGCAACGACAUCGAAAAGAAGAUAAAGAGUCCUGAGGCGUCGGUGAAAGCUCAAUCUCGGAUGAGUAUCUCAUAUACCGUUCCGGUGUCUCCUGUGCCGUCUGCUGACCAGAUGUCAGGGAGAAACGAAUAUGAUGAACAGAUUAGAUCAAAUAAGGAUGCAGAAAGGACCUACCCGUGGCCAGCUCGUCAAGAAUUACAAGGAUACAUCCCGGACUUCCAUAAUGACGUGGAUCAGGAAACUACAAGUGACAUGAGUCUGAAGCCGUUCAAAGAAAACAACGCGUUAGUCGACCAUGAUGCUUUGUCGAACGAGGGUUUCACGGAAACUCCCGGCUUACGUCGGCACAUUUCAAAGACGUUUAACGUUCUUCGAAGCCGGCAGCCCCCUGCAGAAAACGCUCUCCUACCUCGUCACAAGCGACUUGGCAGGCAUCGCCAUCAUUUCAAGGAAAAUGGCCUGCAAAUAGAAAAGAUGGGAUUGAUUCAACCUACUUCUAAGAGUAGUGAAACGGGUCUGCUUGUGUUACCGAGCGGUGGACCCAGUAAACUGUCUGAAGACAUUAGGAUACAAUUAGAGGACGACCAGUUAUUAAGGAAAGCGGCCAAACAAGCCUUUAACAAUGAUGAAGGUAAUAUUUAUGUAUCGUAACUUAAUUCAACUAUUCUUGAAAAAAAUCGAUGGUUAAAGGCAGGUGCAGCUAAAAUCAACCGAUAAAAAUAAAAGAAAGCAUGUGAAUAUUACGUUCAUCUCCACCUGUUUCUCAAUAUUUACAUGGACUUUGUCAAAGAAAGAAUUUCAUUUUUAUAGGCAAACGGAAGUGCUCUCAAGUGUUCUUGGGUUUUCAUUUUUUUUCUCAGAAGUUUUCUCAGCCCAAAAAGCGUAGGAACAUAAAAUGAAUGCCCGACAAUAAGUUCGAAUGACACCCACUCUGGUAAUUUCUGGAAAUAAGGCGUUUACUUUACUCUUAGACUUGGAUGUAACACAAGAACUAAGGAAGACCGCGGCGGAGAACAAUAUGGAGAGACAGUGGAUGAGAAUAAACUCUAUAGGUAGUCCUGAAAUGUUACUCAACUGGCCGCGCACAAGCAAGAAACUGGGCUCCAUUGGUCAGCAGCAGGUCAGCCUUGUGAGUCCGGGUGAAGUUGAUCUACUACAAACAGAAUACCCAGAAUACCCCAGGCCAAAAGCUACGGGAUCUGAACUCCCCGGAAUUGUAAGGAGCAGGAUAAGUGGGAAAAAAAACCGGAAUACGGUGUCAAGAGCAUAUAGGGUUUGAAAUUCUUGGAAAAAAUUCGAUAUGGUACUAAGGACUGUAACCAGAAAGGAGCUGAGCCGGCAUUAUGCAGGGUCAGGAGUUUUUCACGGAGGCAUUCAGUUAGAAUGUCUUUUGUGGACACCUUGGUAGCCAGUUAUCGUAUAAGACAAGUGUUACCUCUCCAGUUAGGGAGUGCAUACCUCUAUCUACUUUACAGCUGGUGCCCGAGUAACGUACUGAUUGAAACGCUGUAGGAGUUGUUAAAAUUGUCUCUUUUGAUAUUCAUUAAAACUGUAAGCUUUGAAGCGACAAAGUAAAUUAAUGUUAUCGACACAGUGGAAUCCUCAAGCAACAUUAAAACAUUCUGUCAUUGCGGGUGUAAAGUCGCCUUUACCAACAUUUUUCCUUAACUAGACGACCUGAAGACCGUUCAGUUACGAUAUAACACUACAACGGUCAUAAAACAUGGAACGUUAACCCUGUUCAUAUCGCACCCUCAGGUACCCAAUCUUCUAAAACUGAAUCAAUGUGAAUUUAUUUAACUAUCAACUACAACGGACUAUUACAACGAAAUGACUCAACAAGUUAUGUCAUUACAGUUAAACUCCUACAAUCACAACUGUUCGUGUUAAUCUUCGGACCUUGAUCUGUCUUUCUCUUUAAACAUCAAACAAUUACCUUACACUGUGGACGGCUCUUUUAGUACUGAGGCCUCAGCUAGGUCGAGCGAUAUUUUUUUUUUCAAACGCAAAAAAAUUGUAACAGUGAAGAAAGGGAAUUUUACUCAUGUUGGCGGCUAAUUAAUAUUUUUUGCUAUACUGGAAGCUCUUAAACAAUCAACAGUAAACAAAUUGGCCCCUAAGCUCUUAUGACAAUAUUUUUUAUAAUAAUUAAGCACAGUCGUUAGCAACAUUUAUCUUAAAUCAAUUUUUAAGAUUACUUUGGUAAGUUCUCUCACACUUAACCAUAAACGUCACUCAGACUCUUUAUCUGUAUCAUAUAAAGUGAUUUCUGUUAACUGUGUCACCUUAAACCUUCUAAUAUCAUUUUUUUCGUGCAUGGAAAUUUCAACUGCCUUCUGAACAGGGCCCACAAGGCAAGUGACAGAGUCUUUGAAAAGAACAAGUGAAAAGAUCGAGCCGAGUAAAGUUGUCGUAUUUCCUGAUUCAGCAGUCCGGGGAACUGACACCAGAAACAUGCAGAUAAAAGAAUUCCAUCCUAAAAAUGGCAAAGGUAAAUGGUUGGCUGUUCACAUUCCGGACCAUAUCAGCUAUCCACGGAAAAAUGUGAAAAUUAUUGCCUCCAAAAAAGUCGCCAAGGAAUUACAGCAUGUUGUAGGACCGAACAAGGAUACCCUGGCCAAAGAGAUCCAGUCUAUUUUAGGCGUUGAUGAAGAAACUUUACAGAGAAUGAUCGCUGAAGGACAAGAGGAUGACGAGGACAAGGUUGAUGAUGAUGACGACGAUAAUGAUGACGAUAUUGAAGGUGACGAUGACGAUGAUGAUGAUGACGACAUGAAUGACGAGGACAAUCCAGUAAAAGAAGAUUAUAAUGAUGACAAAACAUCUGAAAUGUGUGAUUCGAAAGCCUACCGCAGCACAAAAAUUUGUCAAAUGUUCAAAAAAAUUAAGAAAAAGGUCAAAGAUGGUUCUGGAGAGGACAAUGAUAGCCCGAAAAUUCACGUUGAACAGCCAGAAGGCUUUGAACUUAGAUGGGAAGAUAUUCUUAACAACUUUAAACAUUUUAGUUCAAAAAGAAAAGAACAAGUUUGCAAACUGUUUGGACUACAUAACAGACGAUGUCACCGAGUGAAAAAGCGAAAGCGUGAUUUUAAACGAAAGCUAAAGAAAUAUCUUCUUCGAAUGUUAAGAAAAUUCUUAAAAAAUAAUAGAAGUGAUUUCGAAGAAUAUUUGAGUAAAAAGCUAAAGGAUGCGCUUUCUGGAAGGCUUCAGCCAUCAGAGGAUGGUCUUUUGCACAUCUAUUCAAAGAAUUCGGGGAAAAUGAACAUGGAAGAUUUCUUAAAAGAUCUGAAUGAUGGUACACCAACUCGCCCACGUGUGAAUUAUCAAUCCUCGUCCCUAUCUUCUCUCGGCCAAGAUUCUCUCACUAUGGACGACAAUACAGUUAACGGUAAUGUAUUUCGAGUAACGCCACAAAUGAAUAAACUAGCCGGAGACGAGGGUCAGGACGCUCCUUCUGAUGCUGUGUCGGCGCUAAAUAAUAUAAUACAUCCUUUGCUCAAUGAUCAAGACAACAAAAUAGAUGAGAAACUUCAAACGAAGAUAUUACAAGAGGAGCUGGGUAAGCAAUCCAUUGCCAUCCAGAGAAAAUUAAAAAUUGAAAUUGUAGGGAGGUGUGAAUAACAUUUAAGUGGAAUCGAGGAUAGUUUUUGGAAUCAGUAAAUGUCAAAAGCUUUUUGAGAUUUUCUUCAAGCUUGUAUAAUUUAUCAGCGUGAGGUUUUCAUCUUCUAAGAGGUGAAAGUAAGUUUUUACAAACGGUUCAUUACCUCCAAUACUUUUCUCUCUUGAGUAACGCCCUUCACCCCAGUCUGUUCAGUCAUAGUCUUCGCUUGUGGAAGUGAAUUCGUAACCUAUAAAAAUCUUGCCAUGAUUUGCUUGAAAAUUAAAAUUAUUCAAAUCUUAUCUGUGGACCUGAGAUGAUAUGAAUGCCAACCUUAAAAAGAUCAACAGUUAUUUUUUUGGUGUAUUAUCAACCAAGCGUUAAGUUGUGUCAAAGUGCUGCAAAAGUUAGCUGCGAAUCCAACGGAUGAUUCAACGGAUAUUUCAGGUCAUGAGGUUUUGCUGAAUUGUUUCUUUUAUCAGGUAACGUCAAUGCAGAACAAGAAGAACAAGAACGACAGAAAAUCAAAGAUGCCUCAAUGAACGAUCACUUGAUGUACAUGUAUCAGUUACAGAAUCUGGCCAAUCACAGGGCUGGGGUGACGGCACCGAACGGAGUGAUCGGGGGCCAGCCAAUCAGCGUGGUGAGUCCGCACCAGGUUUCUUUGAUGCAGUUGAACCUUCCCGACAAGAACCCGGAUAUACCUUUGCUAGGUUCCGAUUCAUCGAAACCUUCUCAGCCGGAAACAAAAACGAAGAAAAAGGCAUUUCCUCUGAGAAAACCAGUUUUCGAUUUUAGUAAACAAGUUUUUCCUUUUAGUAAACGGGUUUUUCCACUUAGGAGUUCACCUCUCAGACCAAGGUUGGUUGGAACGUUCAGAAUAAAGUCUCCAGGCCCCUGGAGACCUGCAACGAGAAGCUUUUGGAAACGAGACUUUAUAAAAAAAAUAUCAAACAAUCACUCACCUCAGAUGGAGAGAAAGAGGUCAAAGAAAAUAUCUUAAAGAUUGCUAGUUUGACAGUUGUGUAUCUCAGUUACAAUGUAAAUUUUUGUAUGUUUUAAUCCCUAAUCCUUGUGAGACUGAACAUCAAGGUUCAUUAUCGAAGAUAAUAUGGCGUUAAUGUACUUUACUUAUUUAGGGAAACGCACCCAACCGUUUUAUAGUUACGCACUUAGAUGUUGAGGGAGGGUCUCAAACAGUCCUUGAUGACAAACUGAUGUUACUUGCUUAGGUAGAUUAAACCUUUGAGUGCAGCCAAGCCAAGCAUUUUAGGAAAUGACAAAGGACUGUUGUUGAGCUCAGGAAUUUUUCCUGAAGAUAAACAUGAUCGAAUAAAAAGAUUAAUGAAUGAUCAGCAUCGAAAAGAGUCAGUAGAUGGCAACCUACUCAGCACGUGUAAAACACAGUUGUUAAUUUUGUUUCCUAUUUUGUUAAGAUAAAUAAAUAUUACAAUUUUUCACUAAUCUUUGGGACUGUGUAUGUGCAGAGACUACAAAGCAGGUAUAUCAAAAAUGACAGACAUCUAUACGGUCUUUCAAGUAUUACAUACAAGUAUUACACUAAUACUUCAUCGGAUAGGGGAAAAAGUCUCGCUUACAAAAUAUGACUAGUUAACAAAGGUAACAAAAUCUACGAAGACGAGAAAACUGAGCUAAGCAAUAACAAAAGCCACGAACAAAGUCAAUAACGUCUGAACUUGUUUGCAAUUAAGAAUUAUCGUGUUCGUUUUUCUAGGAUUACACUUAGUCUCUUCAAAAACACGUUUUUUAUUCUUUAAUAAACAAAACGAGUUAGACAGUUUCUUGAACUACAUGGACGGCAUACGUUUUGGUGGAAGAUGUGUUGAUGUUGCCAAAAAACAAAGUUAAUAAUCCCCAGGCCAAGUAACCAAUGUUUUUGGGGCACUACAAAUUAUCAAAAGAUAUCAUAAGUGGCAAUUACAAAUUCAAAUUUUUUAAAUAAAGUGACCUGUUUUUCUUUUUUAAUAAAUACUGUGUAAUUCUCUUUGAUGUUUAGAUCAUUUUUCUUUCCUUGAAAGAAGAGAAUUUAGGCACAUAAAAAAAUUAUGUACGACGGACACACCUGUUACAAAAUACAUAGUAAUACCUACUGCUAAAUUCUCGUCUAUAACGCUUUGGUUUUUUCCAAAUUUUUCUGUAAACCGAAAAUAAGAAUUUGAGGAGGCUUGUUGUAAUUGUACUACUUAAAUCAUGUUAAUUUCCUUUAUGCUCCUUGUUACUUCUGGACCUUUUUAUAGUCUAUUGUUAUCCUAAAUGAAGUUAUAAUUUUGACCAAAAACGUUUUGAGAAGGCGGGGACAAGCUUGUGAAAUGUCAGAGAACAACAGGUCAAACCAUAAGACACACCUCCCAAACCUGAAAAAUUACCUUAUCGGCUUGUUCAUUUCACAUUACAGCGAGAGGUGACAAUUUCACUGCACUUACAAUCCUUCCCAUGUAAAAUGGCACGAUUUUUCAAAAACUCUUUGUUUGAUAUUUCUGUACUGGAGGUAAGUGUUACACUGUCAUCGCCAUGUUCUUUCCCCUUAAAGCAAGGUGAGCGCCCUUGAUCUCUUUUGCCUUUCCAUUUGUCCUGAGUCCAGAGACUCAGAGAGCUCAAACCAUCGUUAGCACUGAUAUCCUAAGGUUCGAACAAAGGCACAUUUCAUUGAUCUACAGACAGUUUAAGGGGAUCAUUUUUUGCUGCUGUUUUUCAUAUUGUCUGUCAUGUUACGUGAUGUUAGUUCAUCGAUUUUUUUUUUCACUAUAUUUUAUAAACAUUAAAAUCUAGGAACUUCUGGAAGAGCGCCAAGAAAACUAGAAACACGAACACAAUUCAGCUUUGCUUAUCAAUUUACUUUGGCUGAAAAUGUUGAAUUUUAAAAAUAUCACUCAAUUGUAUUUUUUCAGUGAGUCAAGGGAACUCAUUCAUGAUAACAUGGCGCCCUCAAUUUUACUGGUAUCUCUUGCAUGUUGCCUCUGUAUGGGUGAGUAAAGCUUUGCAUUUUUGUUCUUCCCUUUGUAAUUAAUGCUUUAUUACCCAGCACAUCAUACCAUCACAGCAAUAUGUAGUGAAAGACGAUGAUGACAUAAUUAACACUAAUUCUGAGAUGACAGUACGUAUCAAAACUAACACCUAGCGUGUAUGUUAACUCAGUAUUAAUUUCUCUCUAUCUUUAAAAAAUUCGCUCAGAUGUUUAUAGCUCUGUGCUUUUGAAUGGACAUUACCAUUCUACUUAAUUUAGUACUUUCGCGACCUGUUCGACGUUUUGAAUCGUCCACAGAUUUGUCCCUGAAUGUAAUGUUAUGUGAUCUUUUUGAGGGACAAGGACAAGUUUGACGCUCUUGUCAAUCCUUUUUCUUUUUACUUUCAGCAGUGACGGGUCAAGACAACGAGCGCAAGAAUAUAAAAAUGCUUUUUGUUCCGGCGGAAGUUAUGAAAGAGCUGCAUAAGAACCUCGCAACAAAAGACUUGACCCAGGGCUUACCGGGCCAAGGUACUCUGCAAUGGACCCCAGUCCGUCUUCCUGGCGACAGGAGUCAUACAUUCGAAAUUCGAAUCAAUCCCCACACGGCGCACAAGUUGAACAUGAACUUUCAGCAUUUUAAAAUUGGUCGGGGCCACGGUCUUCUCCUUGAGCUAAAAAAUGUAACUCUUUCGACGAAAGGAAGGACCGUCUUGGACAGUUUAGUAGAGUUUUAUAAAAACUGCGGAGGGGAAAGAAAUCAUCGGUUGGGGAUGCGCGUGAUACAUCACUCAUUACCCAUGAUGCACCGUCACAACCCACAUUCGCUCUUACUACCAGGUGACAUUCCGUUAUUGAAGCGGAUUCAAAACGCACUCGAGCGUUUUUUCCCGAGGCGCCACGACGGGUCGGUAGACGUUUUCCAGCACAAGGAUUCAAGUGGAGCCGUUCAUUUUCUUCCGUUUGAGGAGGUUCGAAGACAGGUUAACAAUCUUAUAAAGAGGACACUGGUUAAGAGAGAUUGUGUUAAGAUCAGCACAAACGCUUUGACUCGUGCUCUCAGUCAGUUCAGAAAGAAAUAUGAUAACAAUACAACAACCACACCAAGUUUAGAUGAAGAGGAUGAUGAUGAAACUGACAGUGUAGACAAACCUGCAAGGAAUGAGAGUCAAGGUGAAGAGACAGAACAACUCCUUUCUUUUUCGCGUAAUCUUAAUCCGCGUCCGGUCAACAAAGUCAAUCUUACUUCAUCUUCCGCUACUAACGUACCAAGCAAUGCAGCAGCGACGAAAAUAGUCACUGCUUUGGCAGAUUUAAGAAAAGAACUCAAAGACUUGUCAAGUGGCCUUAUAAAAAAUAUGAGUAAGUCCAUUUCAAACAACUCUAAGGAAACUGACGGCACGAGCACCUCAAAUAUCGGAAUAAAUACAGAUGACAAAACAAUUGGUUCUAAUGGGAAUAUGGGUAAAAAUAUUAGCAGUGAUAACAACGAAACUCCAGACGAGAAAAGCAAUUCCAACUUUGAAAAAUCUGAUAAAAGUGAAGUAAAGAACGAACGUAAAAAGAUGAGUAGCGACGACGGAGGAGAUCAAAACAAAACAAUAAACAGAAUCAAUAACAAAAACGAUGACAACAACUAUGGCACUAACGACAUGACCAACAACAGCAAAAGCAUCAUAAACAGCAGCAACAUAGAUGAGAGAGUAAUUGCAGUGGCCCUGAAGCUGAAAAAUAUCGAAGAUGAUUUGAAAGCCGAUAUGCAAAAGACUAUGCUUAAUCCCUCUAAGACUGUUUCGAAAAUUUCAGGUGACUCUACGUCUGCUAUUAAGGAGAUCAAUGCGAGACCUGUCAAUCAAACUGCCAAUCAGUUACAGCGACUCAAGACUGCAACGGAAUAUAGCAUUACUACGAACGUAUCUGCUCAUUUUAAAGUUUCUGAUGAACAAAAAAAUGAGAAGAAACAAACUAGGAUUCGAAAGGAUAACGCAAAAUAUAUAGGAAAACAUAAAAAUCGUCGCGGGAAUAAGAAACAAGUUUCACUUUCGUUUCACUAUAAACCAAAAUCAUUGAGGUUAAAGCUGCGUAAUAAAGGUAGAGAUUAUCCUAAGACUGAAGACAAUGAACAGGAAGAGAAUAUGUACAAGCACAAGGGUAAGGGACGAUUUGUGCAUUUCAUUCACUCACGAAGACCAAAGAUCAAAGAAUUUAUGGUUCCAGAUGAGCGCGAAUCUGAUGAAUACAGGCAAAGAAAUUUUAACGACUCUCCUGUAGUAGCAGUAAACAAUGAUGAAGACAACAUGAAAGUUGGACUAUUAAGGAAGCUACGUUGGCUUCGAAUCCACGGACAUGCGCCUAAAGUGCGCAGCCGGAAGAGUCCGAAACUUCGUGUGGUUGUAUACGACGAUGAAGACGAAGAAAAAGAGCCACAUCAGGAACGUUGGCAUAAUAAUGAGAUCAAUGAGUACGAAGAAAAACCCCACGAAGACGAUACCGAAACAGAGUCAGAAGCCGGGUCAGAGUUUGAAUCAGAACACGUGUCUGACUCGUCUCAUCGCUCAGCGUCGUUGCUAAAGGAUGAAGAAAAUACCAAGCCAUACAAUCAAGGAGAGGCAAGUCAUUCGAGAUCUGACAGUGGGUCUGACAUGCAGUAUUUAUCAGAUAGCAUAGGAGAUGACUCCACCCAUUUAGGACGGAGCGACAGCGGUGUGGACGUACCUGAUUUAGAACCUUACUUGAAAAAACAUUAUGGUAAGUAG